Argentina anserina (silverweed cinquefoil) is the source of this 924-nucleotide messenger RNA. RefSeq names its product receptor-like protein EIX2. The record is from RefSeq and is a predicted model, not a curated record. Gene Ontology annotation, molecular function: protein binding. Lineage: Eukaryota; Viridiplantae; Streptophyta; Magnoliopsida; Rosales; Rosaceae. The coding region runs from base 1 to 924 and encodes 307 amino acids. The transcript is spliced from 2 exons.
AUGACUUAUGCGUGGCUUCCCCCAUUCAACCUCCGUGAACUGUACAUUAAAAACUGCAGAGUGGGUCCUGGAUUUCCAGCAUGGCUUCGAUCUCAACUCGUUGAGGUCUUCCUUAAAAAUACUGGAAUUUCUGGUCGAAUCCCUGAUGAAUGGUUCUUGAAGAUAUCUUCUGAGGUGAAAGAUAUGAGAAUCCUGUCUCUAAGAAACAAUCAGUUUUCUGGAGGGUUCCCUCACGAAUGGAGUCUGUGGAGCAACAUAUGUGUCGUGGAUGUCUCGAAUAACACUCUCUAUGGUAAUAUUCCCAGUUCAAUGGGCAUCCCAAGCUCACUUCUAAUUUUAAAGAUGGACGACAAUCAUUUUCGAGGAGAAGUUCCUUCUUCCUUGCAGAAUUGCUCUUCUUUGUUUGAUCUUGACUUCAGUGGCAAUAAGCUCAAUGGAAUCCUACCUACAUGGAUUGGAUCAAAGCUAUCUAAUUUGCAAGUUUUACAACUGGGAUCCAAUUUUCUAAACGGAAAUAUUCCCCAAGAGUUGUGCACUCUUCAGUUCCUUCAUAUCCUAAACCUAGGCCGGAACAAUAUUUCAGGAACUAUUCCCACAUGUUUGAGUAAUUUGACUAAUCUGGUCGUUGGCUUAUCAAGUUCGUCGUUUUCAGUAAAUCAUCGUGCUAAUUACGACGAGUUUACAAGAGUUUUCAUGAAAGGAACAGAAUUUGGAUAUACCGGUGAUCAUACAUUAAAUUUGGUGAUGAGCAUUGAUUUUUCGUCUAAUACGUUAGAAGGUGAAAUCCCUGAAGGUAUGAGCUCUCUCGUUAAAUUGAUUUCCUUGAACUUAUCGAGGAACCAAUUGAUCGGAAAGAUUCCAUGGAAGUUCGGAAACUUAACCAACUUGGAAAGUGUUGAUCUCUCACACAACCACAUCAUAUGA